Messenger RNA from Chelonus insularis, 947 nucleotides. RefSeq lists its product as uncharacterized. The record is from RefSeq and is a predicted model, not a curated record. The transcript has 3 exons. Lineage: Eukaryota; Metazoa; Arthropoda; Insecta; Hymenoptera; Braconidae. The coding region runs from base 45 to 758 and encodes 237 amino acids.
AUUAUUUCUUCAGUUAACUUACGGUGAAUUUUGUAAGAAGAAUUAUGAAAUAUCCAAGUUUAUCCAUAAUAAUAAAUGUUCUUGCAAUUUUUAUUACAUAUUCAUCAGCAGAUGAUUUAAGUGAUCCUGAUGUCAAGAAAGUGUAUGCUCGAGCUGACAGAGGUAUUGAAACAAGACCAACAGAGCUAGAUGAUGCUCAUUAUCUACUUGCAGACCUAACACUUACUGAUGAGAAUGGAGAUAAUGUUGACAUUAUUGAAUCUGAAAUGUUAUUAAGAUUGGAUAUCAAACUAAAAACUGAUGCAACUGAUGAAAAGUAUGAAGAUGGUAGAGUAACGUACUGUGAUAUUGCUGAGACAAAUGAUUCUGAUAAUAUUCAACAGUUAUAUAAUGAAUGUGAGGUGAAUGAAAAUAUCGAGAGGUGGACAUGGGAUAAAGAACUCCAAAACUUCAGCACAAAUCUAAUAAUCACCAAAUUGUCUGAAUCUAUAUCAGAUAGAUUCACUAUUAAAUGUCUUGCUGUUGUUUGUAGAGAACAAUGUCCUGUUUUUUCAUGUAAUAAAACAGACGUGGGAGGAAGACGUAAAAGAACUGUAUUUUUAUCAUCUUUGAAGCAAUCACUAUCAUCACUUCCUUCUAACAUCUACAGAGGUAUAAAAAAUAGAAUAAAUAGAUGGUCUGCAUCAGGUGACAGUAAAUCCACGGAAAUUCCUUCUAAAACUACAAUGGCUCCAUCAUCUAAUACAAAAAAAGCUUAAGAAGAUUCGUCCUUUUUGAUCAUGAUACUAAGUAGCUUUUGGUAUCAUGAUAUAUUUGCCUUCUACAUCAUGAGCUAUGGAAUGAAUUCCUUUAUUUUUGUUUUCAUAUUAAUGGUUCUUAUAUAUUUACCAUUUAUUUUACUGUAAUGAUGUAUUUUUUAUGAUAAAGAAUAAAUUUGUUUAUUUUGA